Messenger RNA from Populus nigra (black poplar), 1133 nucleotides. Its product is annotated as rac-like GTP-binding protein RAC2. NCBI's taxonomy places the organism in Eukaryota, Viridiplantae, Streptophyta, Magnoliopsida, Malpighiales, Salicaceae. Gene Ontology annotation, cellular component: cell projection; nucleus; cytoplasmic vesicle. Bases 359 to 952 code for a protein of 197 amino acids. Gene Ontology annotation, biological process: actin filament organization; establishment or maintenance of cell polarity; regulation of actin cytoskeleton organization. The record is from RefSeq and is a predicted model, not a curated record. The transcript has 7 exons. Gene Ontology annotation, molecular function: GTPase activity; GTP binding; protein kinase binding.
CACUAGCACCAAACACUCCCUUUGUUAGUGUCUUUAGCCCUCGGCCUUCCCCUUAAAGAAACAGAAAGCCAUUUGUGCAAUCAUGGUGAAAGCAAAGAAAGUCCAGCUAAAGUUGGGUAGUGCUGCUUAGUUGCUCAACCUUAUUAAAAGCCUACCUUACCUUACCCUCCCCUCCAUUCCUAUUCAAAUUUCAAACCCAACACAGCAUAUCCCCUCUCUCUUAUUCUUUCGAGUCUUUUUGGAUAUUUGUGAAAGGUAGGUAAAAGAUACAUACUCCUUGAUUAUACCCUUUACCUUCCUGUAUGAAUGGAAUAAGUGGGUGAAGAAAACAAGGAGAUCAGGUAGCUAGUCCCAGAAAAUGAGCACAGCUAGGUUCAUCAAGUGUGUCACUGUUGGGGACGGAGCUGUUGGCAAGACAUGCAUGCUCAUCUCUUACACUAGCAACACCUUCCCUACUGAUUAUGUGCCUACAGUGUUUGACAACUUCAGUGCUAAUGUGGUGGUUGAUGGCAGCACAGUUAACCUUGGAUUAUGGGACACUGCAGGACAGGAGGAUUAUAACAGGUUGAGGCCUCUGAGUUAUAGAGGUGCUGAUGUGUUCUUAUUGGCGUUUUCUCUAAUCAGCAAAGCUAGCUAUGAGAACAUUGCCAAGAAGUGGAUUUCUGAACUAAGGCAUUAUGCCCCAACUGUGCCAGUCGUGCUUGUGGGAACCAAACUUGAUUUACGAAACGAUAAGCAAUAUAUGAUAGAUCAUCCUGGUGCUACACCAAUCACAACUGCUCAGGGGGAGGAACUAAAGAAGAUGAUUGGUGCUGCUGUCUACAUAGAGUGCAGCUCCAAGACUCAGCAGAAUGUGAAGGCUGUCUUUGAUGCUGCAAUCAAGGUUGUUUUGCAGCCUCCGAGGCCAAAGAAAAGGAGACAGAAGCGUAGGCCACCAUGUGUGUUUCUCUAAAUCAAAUUUCAGCUAUCAGUUUCUUCCAUGUGAAAUGAAAUCUUCAUGACUCUGCCAAAUCAUGAGCCUGUAUGACUUGGUAGAGUCAUGAUAGAAUUUCUGUUUGCCAGUUCUCUCUGGGCCUUUAUUGCUUUCUUGUAAUGCAACAUGUUCCUAUCAAGUAUUACUAUUUCUGCUUUCA